Molecule: messenger RNA, 1116 nt
Organism: Dicentrarchus labrax (European seabass)
Lineage: Eukaryota; Metazoa; Chordata; Actinopteri; Moronidae
Product: G-protein coupled receptor 4-like
Exons: 4
Coding region: 95-970 (291 amino acids)
Biological process (GO): positive regulation of Rho protein signal transduction; phospholipase C-activating G protein-coupled receptor signaling pathway
Cellular component (GO): membrane
Molecular function (GO): G protein-coupled receptor activity
Source: RefSeq, a predicted model, not a curated record
GUCGAUACAGAGGACAAAACUGUAGACUUCACUUCAGCAUACGGAACUCAUUCAGGUAGUCGUCCUGCAGCUUUUAAAGGUUAUACUCUGAAGAAUGGAAGAUAUCUACAUUAACAACACCUCACGGGCCAACAGCUAUAAUUACAGCAACGUCACCUUCGCAUUCAAUGAUUUUAAAGGAAAAGAUGGAUCUGCUAUGAAUGUGGUGACAUACAUAAUCAUUGGUAUCGGCCUUCCUUUGACCCUUGUGGCCAUCUAUGCUCUUUAUUCUCUGGUGGAAAAAGAUCAUGUUGCUCCGAUCUACGUCAUCAACCUUCUCAUUUCUGACAUCAUUCAGUUCAGCUGCAUGAUCGUUCAGAUGGUACCACUUCAAGAUGUGAAAUUAUCUGAAACUUUCUUUUAUAUUUACCUCUCUGGACUGUUGGCCAGUGUCGGCUUCAUGGUGUGCGUCGCCCUGGAAAGGUAUUUGGUCAUCGCCUUCCCGCUGUGGUACCGCUUCAGACGAACCAUCAAGACCUCUGUGGUGGUCUGUGUUGUGGUCUGGACUGUUCCUCUUGUGUUUUUCUUCACUUUCUUAUUCAUAGUUGAUUCUAAGGUGCCACAAAUUGUCUCUGCCGUCUUUCUCCUCUGUCCUCUACCACUGUUCAUAUUCUUCCUUGGUGGGACCCUCAAAGCCCUGUCUGCGUCCAUAUCACUUCCAACUGAUGAAAAACGACGAAUUGUGGGAAUUUUGGUCCUGGUGCUGCUUACUUACAUGCUGCUGUUCCUGCCCACCAUCAUUGGGUUCCUGGCAGAGGGAGCAAGAAAUAACACCACCUUCAGAAACCUGUAUGUCAUGUUACUUAGGUUGAGUCCUCUUGCAGACUUUGUUCUGUAUGUUUUCAUGAGGAAAGGGACCAUAGACAAGCUUUUGGCCUCUGUGUGUUGUUGCAGAAUGGACAGCAAUGAUAUAAGAAGUUCAUCAGUAUAAAUGAUGACAUCUACACAGUCAGCUUCAUGUAAGGAAGCAAUGUUUUGACUCUGCUGUGGGAGAACUGGCUGCUGGGAAAUGUUUUGGUGAACUUGUUCUGGUUGACUGUGAUGGCUUCAACAACUGUAAAUAAAAUGUGUUUCUUA